CAGGAACACCACAACCUUCCAGUUAACGUCGUGCGUCUAAUGGGUCCUUUGGUACGUCAAACACAGUGAGGUCAAAUUACGAUGCACUGUGCGCUAAAUGCGGAAGUGGACGUCAUCAUUAAGAGACACCAACAACACAGAAAAUGUCCUGGAUUCGUAAAGGGGAGCUGACUCUCAUUGAGCGACUUUCUGCAAAUAUUUUAAAGGCUGGACCCAUGCCGAAACAUGUCGCCUUCAUUAUGGAUGGAAACCGUCGAUACGCCAGGAAACUGCACGUGGAGAGACAGCAGGGGCACACGCAGGGCUUUGACAAACUGGCAGAGACGCUACGUUGGUGUUUGAAUCUGGAAAUCAGGGAGGUCACGGUCUAUGCCUUCAGUAUUGAGAAUUUCAAGCGUGCGAAGGACGAGGUAGAUGGGCUGAUGGAGCUGGCAAGGCAGAAAUUCAGCAGGCUUCUGGACGAACAAGAGGACCUGGAGAAACACGGGGUGUGUAUCCGAGUGCUGGGAGACUUGACCCUCCUUCCCCUGGAUAUCCAGAAACUGAUUGCACAAGCCGUGCUGGCAACCAAGAAUCACAACAAGUGCUUUCUGAAUGUAUGCUUUGCCUACACCUCCAGACAUGAGAUUACCAAUGCAGUGAAGGAGGCGGCCUGGGGCGUAGAGCAAGGACUGAUCAAGCCGAGUGAUGUAUCUGAGUUUCUGCUGGAUGAGUGUCUCUACACCAGCAACUCCCCUGACCCUGAUCUGCUAAUCAGAACUUCUGGGGAAGUCCGACUCAGUGACUUCCUUCUCUGGCAGACCACCUACUCGUGUUUAGUGUUUCAGUCCAUCCUGUGGCCAGAGUAUACUUUCUGGAACCUUUGUGAAGCUAUCCUGCAAUAUCAACUGAACCACCACGCCCUACAGAAAGCCAGAGAUCUACAUGCAGAGGCCAGGGUCCUUCAGCAGCUGGAAGCAGAUCGUUGUUGUGCAGCUGAACUGUUGCAACAGACUGGGCCGGGGAAGCCACUGGACUCACAGCUCAGACAGGAGGCUGUGCAGAAAUACACUGCUGAGCGGGAGGGGAGAGUUCACAGCUUCCUAACCGUCCUGCAAGAGAAAAGAGACCGUUUCUUUACUGACUUAAACAAGGGCUCUAUAGCAUCUGCAAAGGCAUAGCCCUGAUUCAACGCAAUUGAAAUGUCCAUUUUUAUUUAACCAAGCAAUUUGACCCCUAUGGGGAAUUUGAGACAAAUGACUUACUUGGUUGUCACGAUAGAAAACAUUUAAAAUGCUAUAAAUGUGUAUAUGUACAUAUUUUUUUUAUGUGGAACUGGUUUUCAUUUACCGGUCGAAGUAACGGUUGUGCUGCGUCAAAACGAAUAAUGUGCCCUUUCCGGUCCCAAUUUCUAUGAAAGCAUGCAUGCUGUCCUGUUAAAAUGAUUUUCAUAAAAUAUUAUUAUUCUUCCUUCCUAUUCAGAUUAAUUAAUUUUUUUUUUUUUUUUGC
This is a messenger RNA of Acipenser ruthenus (sterlet), 1488 nucleotides long. RefSeq names its product dehydrodolichyl diphosphate synthase complex subunit DHDDS-like. Gene Ontology annotation, biological process: polyprenol biosynthetic process. The coding region runs from base 144 to 1160 and encodes 338 amino acids. The transcript has 9 exons. Gene Ontology annotation, cellular component: endoplasmic reticulum; dehydrodolichyl diphosphate synthase complex. NCBI's taxonomy places the organism in Eukaryota, Metazoa, Chordata, Actinopteri, Acipenseriformes, Acipenseridae. Gene Ontology annotation, molecular function: ditrans,polycis-polyprenyl diphosphate synthase [(2E,6E)-farnesyl diphosphate specific] activity. The record is from RefSeq and is a predicted model, not a curated record.